AUGGCGAUAUCUAUUGACUGGCUUGACUUAACCGGCCACGUGUUACUUAAACUGAAGUGUAAAUUAAAUUUAUAUUAUAGUGAAGAUACUAGUGAAGCUCAAAACUCUUCAAUUAAAAUAGAUACAUGUAAUAAUAUGCCACCGAAAAAAUGUAAUCUAAACAACGUGAGGAGCAGAGAGGCACAAUACAACCGUGUUGCAAGAGCGCAUGAAUCGGCAGAACAAAUCGCUACAAGAAAUUCAGCUCAAAGAAUCAGGACGGCAGAGAGUCGUGCACAAGAACCUCAAGAACAGCGUGACGAACGUUUGCGACAGAAUACUACGAGAACAAGAGUGGCACGAGAACGAAACAUAGCUAUAGCACGAGUACACGAACCACAUAGGCAGCGGAUUAGCCGCUCAUUAAUACGUACAUCAUUUAUUCGUCUUGCUUUUGAAUAUGCGCCAGAUAUUAACUACUCUGCACAUUCCAAAAUUGCUAUCGCUGGAAUGGAUAAAGUAUGUCAAUAUUGUCAGGCAUUGAAAUUUCGGAAUGAAACACCCGGCAUGUGCUGCGCAUCAGGAAAAGUUGUGCUAUCACCUCUUCCCACUCCUCCGGAACCUUUAUUAUCCCUUCUUGCUGGCGAUUCAGAUGAUUCAAAAUUAUUAUGGCGUAACAUACGCAAAUUUAAUUCUUGCUUCCAAAUGACGUCAUUUGGCGCAACUGAAAUCUGCGAUUUCGCGUCUGAUCGACGUAAUUUUGAAACUACAUUCAAAAUACAAGGCCAGGUGUACCAUAAAAUCGGAUCAUUGAUGCCCAUGCCUGAUAAUAAUCCGAAAUUUCUUCAAAUUUAUUUUAUGGGCAAUUGUGAAGAGCGCGCGACGACUCGGUGCCAGUAUAAUUUCAUUGAACAAGCAGAGGAAAGAGCAAUUGUGAUAUUGCUGGAAACCUUUUUAGAAGAUCAGACUCAACUAAUUCUAUUGAUUAAAAGAGUUUCGCCACGACUGCAAAAUGACAACUAUCAAAUCGUCAUCAAAGCCGACAAAGUACAAUUAGGUGAACAUGCUGGUAGAUUCAACGCUCCAACUGUUGAUGAUGUUGCCAUUAUUAUGGUCGGUGAUCCAGUUGACAGAAGAGCUAUAAAAAUACACGGCGAGACAACACUGUCAGAUGAAUACCACCUUAAAAUCACCCAGUGUGAUCCACAUACAGGUGCUUAUGGAAAUAAAAAAGUUAGUUCAAUGAACUACUCCGCACACCGAAUAAUGGUUAGGCUAAAUCAGGACAACUAUAUCCUACGAUUUCGUCAGCUAUUUCAUCAAUACAUUAUUGAUAUGUUUGCUAAGGUUGAAAGCGAACGCCUGCGAUUCAUUCGAUACAACCAGGCUAAAUUACGAUCGGAAGAAUAUAUUCACUUACGAGAUGCUGUUGCUGGAAACAUCGCCGGAAAUUUGAAUCCCAAUGACAUCGGUAAGCCUUUCAUUUUACCUUCAAGUUACAUCGGCAGUCCACGGAAUAUGCAGGAAUACGUACAAGAUGCCAUGACUUACGUACGUCAUUACGACCGACCGGAUUUGUUUAUUACAUUAACGUGUAAUCCGAAUUGGCAAGAGAUACAAACUUUACUAUUACCAGGACAACAAGCAAUUCAUCGUCAUGAUAUAACUGCACUUUUUGGUAUCACACGUUGUUGGCUGUAUACGGUUGAAUGGCCAAAGCGAGGAUUGCCUCAUGCUCACAUUUUAAUUUGGCUUCAAGAUAAAAUCCGUCCAGAAGAAAUUGAUCAAAUAAUUUCAGCCGAAAUUCCAGACCCAUUAAUUGAUCAGGAAUUAUUUGAUAUUCUAACCAAACACAUGAUCCAUGGGCCGUGCGGUGCUUUCAUCAUGACGUCAUCAUGCAUGGAAAAUGGAAAAUGUAAAAAAAAAUUCCCAAAGCCGUAUACGAAUGACACCAUUACGAAUAUUGACGGUUAUUCAAUGUAUCGCCGCAGAAAUAGUGAGAAUGGUGGCCACACAUUCACAAUGCGACUACAGAAUUAUCCAAAUCAAGUAGAACUUGAUAAUCAGUGGGUGGUACCAUACUCAACAUUACUUUCAAGAACUUAUGCAGCACAUAUCAAUGUUGAGCUUUGCAGUUCGGUAAAAUCAAUUAAGUACAUUUGUAAAUAUGUAAACAAAGGCAGUGAUAUGGCCAUAUUUGGAGUACAAAAUAUCAAUAACAAUGACGGAAUAGCACGAUACCAAAUGGGCAGAUACAUUAGCAGUAGCGAAGCUAUUUGGCAUAUUCUUAACUUUCCCAUACACGAAAGAGAUCCUUCUGUCCAGCAUCUAGCAAUACACCUUGAAAACAGUCAACGUGUAUACUUCACUGAAGAAAAUGUUUUUCAAAGAGCGCUUGAGGCUCCAAAAAAGACUCUCACUGACUUUUUUACAUUGUGUCAAAAAUCUGAUAUUUUUGGCCAAUUCGCAAAGACAUUGAUAUAUGCUGAUGUUCCACGUUAUUUUACAUGGAAAAAAUCUAGGAAAAAAUGGGAGCCACGAAAACAAGGAAAACCACAUCCUUCCAUUACAGGCAUAUUCAAAGCUAAGACAUUGGGGGGAUUCUACACGGUACAUCCAAAGCCACGUGAGUGCUUCUAUUUACGUUUGUUAUUGAUGAAUGUUCCCGGACCAACGUCUUUUAAAUUUCUGCGAACAGUUAAUGGUCGAGUAUUCAAUACAUUUCAAGAUGCAUGUCGUGAACUGCAAUUGCUAGAAGACGUUCACCAUUGGGACUUAACGCUUGCUGAUGCUGUGUUGACAUCAACACCCAAUAACAUUCGUCAGCUCUUUGCAAUUAUUUUGACGACACGUUAUCCGUCACAAGCACAAACUUUGUGGGAAAAAUAUAAAAAUUGGAUGACAGAAGACAGAUUGCACCGAAAUAGACAGACAGAUCAAUGCCAAAGUAUAGAUUAUACGCCAGAGAUGUAUAAUGAAGCGUUAGUGUUGAUCGAGGAUUUAUGUGUGGUAAUUUCAAAUUUACCACUUAAUUAUUAUGGUAUGCCACCACCUAAUCGCCCAGCUACCGACUUAGUCAACGUCGAUUUACAACGAGAAAAAGAAUAUGACCGUGGAAAUUUAGCAACAAUUAUUGUGAACAGUGAGCCAUUACUGACACCAGAACAAAAAAAUAUUUAUGAUCGGAUUAUGCUGGCUGUUGCUGCUGAACAAGGUGGUUUUUUUUUCUUGGACGCACCAGGGGGAACCGGUAAGACAUUUUUAAUAUCAUUGAUUCUUGCCAAAAUACGGUCGCAACAGAAAAUCGCAUUGGCAGUUGCAUCGUCAGCCAUUGCGGCUACUUUGCUAGAUGGUGGGCGAACGGCACAUUCAACAUUUAAGCUGCCAUUGGACAUUCAUAAUAAACCAAAUGCAAUGUGUAGCAUAAAAAAGAAUAGUGGAAUAGCUGCAGUGUUGCGGAAGAGUUCAAUAAUAAUUUGGGAUGAGUGCACAAUGGCUCACAAAUAUUCACUCGAAGCAUUGCAUAGAACUAUGCAAGAUUUAAACGGCAAUAAUAAACUUUUCGGUGGUGCUAUCUUACUUUUGUCGGGUGAUUUCCGACAGACCUUACCGGUUAUACCUCGCUCUACUUUCGUGGAUGAAAUUAAUGCAUCUUUGAAACACUCAUUCUUAUGGCGAAGUGUUGAAACACUUUGA
Diachasmimorpha longicaudata is the source of this 3675-nucleotide messenger RNA. RefSeq lists its product as uncharacterized. Gene Ontology annotation, biological process: DNA repair; telomere maintenance. Gene Ontology annotation, molecular function: DNA helicase activity. NCBI's taxonomy places the organism in Eukaryota, Metazoa, Arthropoda, Insecta, Hymenoptera, Braconidae. The transcript has 6 exons. The record is from RefSeq and is a predicted model, not a curated record. The coding region runs from base 1 to 3675 and encodes 1224 amino acids.